UUAAAAUCGUUAUUAAAAUAAUAAUAUGUAACUGUCAGUUUUGCAAAGAUAUAAACAAAAUACAUUUUCUUAUAUAGAGCGCGCGUUUAUUUAUGGUGAAUUCGUGUAAUAAUGCUCAGUAUUUGUUUUACAUCUUGCUUGUGACAAAAAACCGUUUCGUGCCAGUGAUUCUCAACUCACGAUACUUAUAUAAUUUCAAAAAAUUUUCCUGCGCAUUGCGAAAUAUAUAUUGAAAACUACUGGUUUAAGUAAUAGUAACAAGCAUGUAUUAAUACGUUGUGUGAAAUAAUAAUAAUACAUAACAAUUAAUUAAAUUUGAACAAAUAAAAAAGUUAUUGCGAGCUUUUAUACUUUCUUAAGAAAAUAUAUGGCCAAAGGUAUAUAAGCUCUUUCAUGAAUCAGACAAAGAUUUAGUUUUCUUCUACUUGAUCUUGGAAAAAAAUUCAAAAAUGAGUGAUAAAGGCAAUCUAGUGGAGUUAAAUGAAAUAAGUGCAAAACUUACUAAAGAGAUAUUAGAAAGCAUACUUGCAGCAGAAUGUAAUGAAACUAAUGUAAAAUUAACGGAUUGGGAUUUUGGUGACGCAAAUGUCAAAGGUGAUAGCUAUUUAACGGUUGUUAACAAAGUUAAGUUGUGUGGUCUUGCUAAAGGUAAACCAGUACAAGUUGAUAUUGUGAUAAAGUCACUGCCUCAAAAUUUAGGUAGAAGAAAAACUUAUAGAAGUAUAAUUUUUUUUCGAAACGAGGUGGCAUUUUAUACGAAGAUAGUACCAAAGUUUGAACAGUUCCUCAAGAGCAAAAAUCAAGCUCAUGUUCUACGUGUUCCACGUCUCUUAAAAUCACUUGUAGAUGGUGAAAAUGAUUAUUUAAUUUUGGAAAAUGUUUGUAACUUAGGAUAUGGUCCUAUAACUCGUCAAAACUGUCUAAAUAUGGAACAGUGUACUGUUAUUUUGGAAGCUUUUGCUAGUUUUCAUGCAAUUUCUUUUGCAUACAAAGAUCAAAAUAAAGAAGAAUUUAAAGAAAUUGUAUCACAUUUAGAGGAAACAUAUUUUAGUCCUAAAUACUGGGAUUGGUAUAUAAGGUUUCAUAAACGAUUAGUGGGAAUAGCUAUUGAUGCAUUAGCUACUGAAUAUCCUAACAGUGAAGCACUAAAGCGUUUUACUUCUUAUAAAAUUGGAUCACUUAUUGAAAUGUGUUAUAAAUUAUGUGAUUGUAGUGAUGCCCCAACAUCUGUUGUAAAUCAAGGAGAUUCUUGGGCACCAAAUGUUUUAGUGCGUGAUGUCAAUGGAAAUAAAAAAGAAGCACUCUUGCUUGAUUUUCAAUUGGCACGUUGCGUUAGCCCAAUUACAGAUUUAUCAUUCUUUAUUUAUUCUUGUACAGACAAAGCUCUCAGAGAACGAUUUAACGAAAUGUUGAAAAUUUAUCACAAUAAAUUAAGUAGUACAAUUACUUCACUUGGCUCAGAUUCAGAAAAAUUGUAUCCAUGGGAGACAUUUAUGAAAGAAGUGAAAGAACAAUUUUUCUAUGGAAUAGUUUUUGCAAUCGAAGCUUUACCAUUUACUAUGUUAGAUAACUCACAAGCAUUUGACUUAGACACAUUAAUAAAAGGAGAUGAAAAAGUGAAUAUAGAUGACGUCUGGUCAUUAGGAAAUUUAGAAUCACAGUGGAAAAGAUUACGUUUAGCGGAUGUAAUUGUUCAUGCCGUAGAAAAUGGGUUUUUAUGAAAUUUAGAUAUAUAUAUAUAUAUAAAUUUUAUAGAUAAUUUUUAUUAAAUGUUUAGCAUUAAAUAAAAUAGAGACAAUCUGUAUUUGUUUAAUUUUAAUUAUAACAACAUAGUUUACUUUGUGUAGUAGUAGAUUAGGCAACCCGAUAUUUUUUAUUAAUACACGAACAGUGGGUGCCACAAAUUUGAUAAUAUAUAUAUAUUAUAUAUAUAUUUGCAUUGGAAAGACAAAAACAUUUUGUCGACAAUGAUACAUUUAAUGCAAUAUAGCAAAAUAAUUGAAAAGCCAAUACGCACAAAUAUAUUAUGUUCUUGAUAGCAAUAUGACAAUGGUGUUAAAUAAAGAGACAAUUAUGAAGUAUUUUGUUUCUCUUGUUUUGUACAAUUGCCAUUAAUAAAAAAAAAAAAAAAUAGUUCGAUUUAAAAAACUAUCGAAGAGGCGUAUUGUUAAUAUACCAUACAUAAAAGCGCAGAAAAUGACACGUUUCUAACAGAAACAUUUUCACAAGUUUUGAUGUUGAGCAUUAUUAGUUAAAACAUUGCUGGCAUCAAAAACAGUAGUAUCUUCGUCAUCUUCUUCUUCUAAUGGUAAUGGUCGCAUUUCAACAUCUUGCCUAUGAGCAAGAAUACCGUACUUUCGAAUCAUCUGUGCACGUGUUUUACUGAACCUGUAAAAUUCUUAAACUCAAAAUACUAUAAUAGAAACGUUACCACAUAAGUCAUAAUAAAAUUCAUAAUAAUGACAAAUGUACCUAAAGCUACGGAACAUGAUAUAGGCCAUGACCAAAAUGCUCAAUCCUAUGAAGACGCAAAAGCCACGUAGGAGAGCUCCAGAAUUCAAGGACGUUAAAUGACCUUCUGCUGUGUGCUAUGUAAAAAUAUUCAUAUUAUUUGUAAUGCAAGUAUUUAUAAUGAUCUGGAUACGAUUCAUAUCUUUUGACAUUAACGUCGUAAAAAUAUUCAAAUUAUUUGUAAUGUAUUUAUAAUGAUUUAGACACGACCCACCUCUUUUGGCAUUAAUGUCGUCGUUUGUAUAGUUCCAUUCGAAUCUUCAACAAGCGGUUUGUAGGUUAUGUUGGUCGGCGGCUUUUCAUUCCCGCCCAUUUUCCCGUCAUCGAUGUCUUUCGUCAGUGACGAAGAAGAUGAUGGUAAUGACGAAGAUGAUGAUACCUCAUUAUGCUGCUUUUUUCUUAUAGACGAAGAUAAAACCUCAUCGUUUAUGACAUUUCUCACUACGGAGGAUUCACGCUUGACAUUUCUUUCUCGAAAGCUUCCACUGCACACCGCGAUUUGCCCGAGUAGAAAGAUCGACAAAAAUAUAAAAAAUUUCAUCCUUUGAAUUUUGAAACGUGUCAUUGUCUGAUGUCAUUUAUGCAAUUGUUAUUAAUCACCUUAAAGAUGAUUGGUCGGUGUUAAGCUUUCGGCUAACACCGACAUGUUGCCAAUCGGUCUUCACGAAUGUAAACUAGUCGGAUGCGUUAUAACAAUCGUGCAUUGUCCCAUCUUAUUCAAAAAAAAAAAAAAAAAAAAAAAAAAAAAAAAAGAAAAAAAAAGAAAAAAAAAUA
Molecule: messenger RNA, 3285 nt
Organism: Vespa velutina
Lineage: Eukaryota; Metazoa; Arthropoda; Insecta; Hymenoptera; Vespidae
Exons: 5
Coding region: 450-1721 (423 amino acids)
Source: RefSeq, a predicted model, not a curated record